AAGGCAGAGUGUCGUGCAGCCGCGGUGCGAGCGGGUGUAAGCGGGACAGCUACUUGCUAGUGGCUCGCUCGGCUGGGCGCGGGCGUGCGCCGCGGGCCGCGGGUCGGCGGGCAGCGAGAGCGGGCGUAUUAGUGGCGUGGAGCGCGGAGCUUGCGCGGGCGCGCGAUCCGGUAAAUGUUAUCUGUGCGGGAUGUGCGCGGCCACGCUGCUGCUGCUGGCGGCGCUGCCGGCGCUCACAGGCCAGGGCGGAUGGUGCGCGGAGGGCGAGGUGGUGGCGCUGGAGGGCGGCGGGCCGGCCUUCGCCCCGCAGCAGCGCACGGCGGUGCUGGCGCCGGCCGGCCACGCCGCCACGCUGGACUGCCGCGUGCUGCGCCUGCGUGACAAGUCGGUGUCGUGGGUGCGGUCGCGGGACCUGCAGAUCCUGUCGCACGCGGGCAUUGUGUUCACGGCGGACGCGCGCGUGUCGGCGGCCGCGGCCGGCGCGCGCCACUCGCUGCGCAUCGAGCGCCUGCGCACCAGUGACGCGGGCCGCUACGAGUGCCAGGUCAACACGGAGCCCAAGAUGAGCCUCUUCUUCAAUCUUACUGUAGUGGACGAGCCGGUGCCGGAGGUGGUGGUGUCGGUGCUGGGCGCGGGCAGCGUGCGCGCGCCCGCGGGCGGCGCCGCCACGCUCGCCUGCCAGGCGCGGUACGAGCCGCCGCCGCAGCAGCUGCCGCUGCCAGACCUUGACAUUCGUUGGCAAAAGGGAAAUCUGCCCAUCAGCCUACAGGGCGGGCGCGGCGUGGCGCUGGACACGGCGCGGUGGGCGGCGCGCGUGGAGUCGCGGCUGACGCUGGCGGCGCUGCGCGCGGCGGACGCGGGGCAGUACUCGUGCAGCGCCGCGGGCCGCGCCGCCUCGCUCACGCUGCACGUCGAUGGCCUCGGCGAUGACGAUCGAGCUGAGGCAAUGCAGCGGGACCAGGAGGCAGCACGGGGCGGGGGCGCAGGGGGCGGGGGCGCAUUUGGGGGCGCGCGGUGCGGCGCACUGCUUGUGAUACUAUUGCUGCUGCGCUGA
Molecule: messenger RNA, 1054 nt
Organism: Spodoptera frugiperda (fall armyworm)
Lineage: Eukaryota; Metazoa; Arthropoda; Insecta; Lepidoptera; Noctuidae
Product: hemicentin-2
Exons: 7
Coding region: 191-1054 (287 amino acids)
Biological process (GO): synapse organization
Cellular component (GO): neuron projection membrane
Source: RefSeq, a predicted model, not a curated record